UGCUCUCGUUUACACGGUCAGCAUGGUAGGCUUUUUGAUUCUGGUGUGGAUAUGCAUCUUUCUCGUCUUUCUUUUUAUCCGGAUCUCGAAACCUCAGAACUUUCCCCCCGGACCACGUCCUCUCCCAUUAUUUGGGAAUUUGCUCGAGCUGAACAUUAACAAUCCUUUGAAUGACUUUAAGAGGCUGGCAGAUCGCUAUGGAAAUGUUUAUAGUCUGUACAUUGGAUCAAGACCUACAGUGGUAAUUAAUGGAUGUGAGGCUUUGAAGGAAGCUCUUGUUAAUAAGGCUGUGGAGUUUGCUGGACGCCCACAAGAUCUCAUGGUCAACCAUAUCACAGAGAGAAAAGGUGUAAUUUUGGCUGAUUAUGGACCUGGUUGGAAAGAACACAGACGGUUUGCCCUUAUGACUCUGAGAAACUUUGGCCUUGGGAAACAAUCUAUGGAGGAGAGAAUUCUGGGAGAGAUCUUGCAUGUAAUUGCCAAAUUGGACAAAAUUGUUGGAAGCUCUUUUGAUCCUCAAACUAUGUUCCACAAUGCUGCAUCUAAUAUCAUCUGCACUGUUCUCUUUGGAUCCCGGUAUGAUUACAAUGAUGAAUUUCUCAAGCGUUUUAUUCACCUGUUCACAGAGAAUGCGAAGAUUGCUAAUGGACCAUGGGCCAUGAUAUAUGAUUCCUUUCCUUUGCUGAGAAAUCUGCCCCUGCCCUUUAAGAAGGCCUUCAAAAAUGCAUUUAUAGCCAAACAAAUGUCUGGAAAUCUGGUCAAAGAGCACAAAAAGACAAGAGUCCCAGGAGAGCCGAGGGACUUCGUUGACUGCUAUUUGGAUGAGCUUGACAAGAGAGGAAAUGAUGGUUCCACCUUUGCUGAAGCCCAACUUGUCCUGUACGUUCUGGAUUUGCACUUUGCAGGGACUGAUACCACUUCCAACACCCUGCUCACUGCUUUUCUCUACCUCAUGACUCACCCUGAAGUUCAGGAGAGAUGUCAGCGAGAGAUUGAUGAAGUUCUGGAUGGAAAAGAUCAGGCGUCUUAUGAUGACAGACACAAUAUGCCGUACACACUCGCUGCGAUUCAUGAGGUUCAGCGCGUCGCUAACACUGUACCGCUCAGUGUGUUUCACUGCACCACCAAAGACACAGAGUUGAUGGGCUACAACAUCCCAAAGGGAACUCUCAUAAUUCCUAAUCUAACUUCUGUUCUGAAAGAAGAGGGCCAGUGGAAGUUUCCUCAUGAGUUUAAUCCAGCCAACUUCCUGAAUGAUCAGGGCCAGUUUGUGAAGCCUGAGGCCUUUAUGCCCUUCUCUGCAGGUUCUCCUUCUUCUGUUUUUGGUGAUUCACAAGUGCAUAUUGCCCCCUACUGGACAGGGAGGAGAAGUUGACUGAUAUUGAUCUGUUGCUCACCUACACCUAUUAUAUCGUGUUUGAACUCAUGGAUUUAUCCACUGAAGUCUUUGGAUUACUUCUAUGCUCCCUCUAUAUGGAUUUUGGAGCUUCGAAAUAUUGGCACCCAUUUACUCACAUUGUGAGGACCUACAGAGCUAAGACAUUCUUCUAUUAAUCUUAAUUUGUGUUCUGCAGAACAAAGAAAGUCAUACACAUCUGAUAUGCCAGGAGUCUGAGUGAAUAAUGAGAUCAUUUAAAUUUUUGGCUGAACUAUCCCUUUAAGUGCAUCAAGUGCUUCAAUAAAAAUAAUUUACAAAAUGUUUCCUUUAAAUAAAUAUAUGCUAUUAUCUUGUAUUUACAUUUAUGCAUUUGGCAGAUGCUUUUAUCCAAAGCGAAUUAUUACAGGGACAAUCCCCCCAGAACAACCUGGAGUUAAGUGCCUUGCUCAAGGACACAAUGGUGGUGGCCGUGGGGUUAGAACCUGUGAUCUUCUGAUUAACAGCCCUGUGCUUUAGCCACUACACCUAUUUAAAUAGUAUUUUCACAUGGUGAAUCAGUUGUGUAUGUUGGAUGCCUGAAAUGAGGCAAAGUCCCUUCUCUGUAUUUAUUUUAUUUUGUUUUAAUCCAAUAUAAGCUAAUGUUCUCUUUGGACAAAAGUGUCUCUUAAAUUUACCAACUGUACAUUUUCCUGUGAUAUUUGAUGUUUCAACAGUGUCUGUGUUAAAGGCAGAUGGAACUAUAAACAAACAACAAAUGGCCUGAUUUAAUAUUAUAAUUUAUAUUAACACUAUUCUUUAAAACCUAGUCAAAAUAACUACAAUAAUACAUGUUGCUUUUAUUCAUUGUUCCUGGCUGUUAGUCAACAUAUUCUUAUU
Messenger RNA from Xyrauchen texanus (razorback sucker), 2254 nucleotides. Its product is annotated as cytochrome P450 2F2-like. Gene Ontology annotation, cellular component: cytoplasm; intracellular membrane-bounded organelle. The transcript has 9 exons. Gene Ontology annotation, molecular function: oxidoreductase activity, acting on paired donors, with incorporation or reduction of molecular oxygen, reduced flavin or flavoprotein as one donor, and incorporation of one atom of oxygen; heme binding; iron ion binding. NCBI's taxonomy places the organism in Eukaryota, Metazoa, Chordata, Actinopteri, Cypriniformes, Catostomidae. Gene Ontology annotation, biological process: xenobiotic metabolic process. The coding region runs from base 23 to 1375 and encodes 450 amino acids. The record is from RefSeq and is a predicted model, not a curated record.